This is a messenger RNA of Dioszegia hungarica, 2241 nucleotides long. RefSeq names its product P-loop containing nucleoside triphosphate hydrolase protein. Lineage: Eukaryota; Fungi; Basidiomycota; Tremellomycetes; Tremellales; Bulleribasidiaceae. Gene Ontology annotation, cellular component: intracellular anatomical structure. Gene Ontology annotation, molecular function: RNA binding. The record is from RefSeq and is a predicted model, not a curated record. The transcript is spliced from 15 exons. Bases 1 to 2241 code for a protein of 746 amino acids.
AUGGUCAACACCGCCGUACCCCAGCUCACUCCUCAGCUGCUCCGGCAUCUCGAGCGCGUCGACCAGAGGCUGUCUGGGAAAGCCAAGACGCCUGAGCAGCUUGCUCUGCUAAAUGUCCGGGACGCAAACCUUCCCAUCAGGAAGGACGAAAAUCUGAUCCCUCUGAUCCACCACUACGAGACGUACCGGCACUUCACCAUCGGCGGUAAGCCAGGCUCUGGGAAGUCGACCCAGUCGACCCAGAUCUUGCUUUGGACUCUGAAGCUCGCUGGAGACGGCCGAGCAGUCAUGAUUGUCGUUCCGGGACGAUUUGCCGCCUUACUCCUGUGCGAGAGACUGCGAGCUGAGCUUGGCGUCGACGACGAUGAUCAGAAGGGCAUCGUCGUCCUCCGCUCUCGUGACAGUAGCGGUCCCGCGGGUCCGCACGCCCGCAUCGUUGUCGUGACGGAGGGCCGGUGCCUUUGGGAGCUCAAGAGCGACAUCCUCCUCGGCCGGUACGCCGUCGUCCUCCUCGACGAGGUGCAGGAGCAGUCGGGGAACUCGGAUGUUCUUAUCGCCUUCGCCAAAUGGGCGAUGCAAGCCAACAGCCACCUCCGUUUCGGGCUCAUUUCCGGCACUUCCGACCUCGCCUCUUACCGUUCUUUCCUCAACAUCCCCGACGUCGCUCACUUUACCCUCCCCGCCCUCGCCUUCCCGGUCAGAAUCUCUUUUGCGGCUGAGCCCGUGGAGGACAUUAGGGCGUGGGUCAUCGAAAAGCUCUCCUCUUUCAUCCAAAACCACUCCGGGGACGUCCUGAUCUUCUCGAACGGUCUCAAAUCCUGCACCGCACUCGCCAAGGCCAUCAAGGCUGCUCCCCUCCCCGAGCCGGUCGACGUUCACGUCGUCUCUAGCCGGGUCAGCCAGCAACGCAAAGACGACGCUACCUCCGUCCGCGCCCCCAACGCCCUUCGCCGGAUCAUCGUCGGUACAAAUUCACUCGAAAAUACCAUCACCAUCCCAGGCAUCGCCCUCGUGAUGGACACUCUCAUGUACAACCUCGCCUCGUACUCGACCGAGCUCGACCAUCGUCGUCUCAUCGAACGCCUCGUCUCCCGGGUCCAGAUCGAGCAGCGAGUCGGACGAGCCGGUCGCACGCAGCCAGGGUACGCUGAGCUGGCGUGUACGAAGGAGCUGUACGAGAUGCUGCUCACGAUGUAUCCCGGGUCCCUGCCCAAGGUCCAGACCGAGGAGUACACCUCGACGCUGCUCACCAACUUGGCGGUCACGUCAAUCAUCAACUCGCAAGGCGGUGGAGGUGUCCCAAACGGGCAGAUGGAGCUGAAAAAUCAGACCACUCCGGCGCGCUACGCUCAUGCGGUAGCGACCCUGAAGGACCUGGGGGCGGUAACGGAGGAUUCGGCGGGCGUCGUCCACCUCACCAAAGUCGGACGGCAGAUGUCCAACUUGUCAGUCUCGCCCGAGUACGCUCGAUCCCUUAUUGCCAGCGUCCAAUACAACGGUGUCAAAGUCAACGGCCGAUUCCUCAACUGCACUGGCGCGAUGAUCAUUCUUGUCGCUGCUAAUUCGACCGGCCAGUCGAUCUUCUUCUCGUCCCAGGAUGACGCGGAGGGGCAGUACGACCUCAAGCAUCAAGCGACUCUCAUGUCAGCGCAAGGGGACCACGUCAGCGCCUUUCUCGCUCUUCGAGGUUGGCUCAAUAUGCUGGAGCAGGACGACCGGAAUGCACGUAAAGAGCGCCUUCGGCCCAAAACCAAAGCCCAAGAAACAGACCCCGCCGGCCGACCAAAAGCCACCCCGCUCGCCGACGCCUACGCGGCCAAGUUUUGUCUCCGAAGAUCAGCGCUCGACGAGGCUGCAGAUCUGGUCAAGGCUCUCACUACGCAGAUGAGGAUGAGCGGAAUGUUCCACUUCGACUUUGACUCGCUCGCCCCUACCGAUAGCGUGCAUACCGAAGGCGUUCUCCGUAGUCUCAUCUAUGGCCAUCUCCGCAAGAUCGCUUUCAAGCCGGCCGCGGGGGACGCGGGGGAGUAUCAUCGAUGGAGCACUGGGCAGGAGAAACUCUUUAUUGAUGAAAAGUCUCGACUCUACGCUUCUUCUCCUCAAGUCGUUCUCUUCUCUGACGCGCGGAUGCCUCCCAAGCCCGCUUCUCCUAACAACACCAUCAUCAAUCAGCUUUCCAUCAUUGACCCAGAAUGGGUCCGACAGAUCGAGCAGGAGGUCUUGGGGCGGACUUCUCGUUGA